Messenger RNA from Vitrella brassicaformis, 1946 nucleotides. The record is from the annotation of a GenBank genome assembly. Lineage: Eukaryota; Vitrellaceae.
CGACCUUCGACCGGCCGACACCAACUGGUGUUUUCGACAGAUCGACAGAUAGCUGACUGGCUGGAAGACUGACUGACUGACUGACUGAACGAAUGAAGGAUGAUACAUGUGCAUUAUUACGUGAUUUUGUCGGUUUGAAUGAACGAAUGUCUGCCAGAGUUUUAUACGAAUGCAUUGUGUACAUACAGUGUGCUGGUGGUCGAUGGGUGUUCAUACGUACAGCUGCUAGCGGUUAUUAUGAAAUCUAUCUUCACUCAUGAUAAUUUCCCUUCUGUCUCGCCUGCCUUCCUGCCUGCCUGUUGAUGCACGUGUGCGUGUGGUGACUGCCCCUAGUUGAUGCAAUCGAUACAUUGGUUCAUCCGUCGUUUGCCUGCCUGCCUGCCUGCCUGCCUGCAAUGGGGCAGUGUACAUGGGGCAGAGUGAGUGUACGUGUUAGAAUGGCUGGGUGAUGGCUGCAGCCAGACCCAUGAUGGCGUGUCCACGUCGCCAAGACCCAUGCAUCCAUCAAUCCAUCCAUCCAUCCAUCCGUCCACCCAUCGAACAUUCAUUAGUUGGACUGUAAAAAAAGUGCAAACACCAACACACACGUCUCCCUCUGUUCCCACCCUGUGCACGCGCCGCGCCCCAUGCGACUGGGUCGGGUCGGCUACUAAAGGAAUCACUACCUACCUACCGCACCCAUGGUCGACUUAACGCUGUGCACGUCAAUUUCCCACCGACCCAUCCAUCCAUCAAUCCAUACGCGCAUCGACACAUGCAGUCUGGUGUGCACUCAGAGAGAGAGCGAGAGAGAGAGAGAGAGAGAGGGGGAAGGGGACGGAGAGAGAAGACGAGGGGCAACACGGACAACACACGAUGGCUGCCUGUUCUCAAAAACAGCAGAUAGAGAUCGAUUAAAGCACGGUGCGAUCAGUAUCCACGGCAAAAGGUACCAAAAAAGAGCCCAUUGCUUCUUUUCUGCCCGUAAAUGAAUUACACAAAACUACGUUUCCCGCCGGCCUCGCUCUCAAGGUGCGCCAUACGAUACACGGCGCGUUAUGUGUCGACUUGGCGAUAUGGGACUUAUAUCUACGUAUGCAGCCAUGCAUGUGUGUCGUUGGCGCCUCGGCUGCUGACACAGCCCUUCCCAUGCAUACACACAGACAUGCACACAGGCAGACAGGCACAGCAUCCAGCGUUUUCUGGAGUAUCCAUGUACGCUUCGUGCACACACACACACACACACACAGAGAGAGAGAGAGAGAGACGCCCGCCCUGUAUAAGUCGCAGAAAACGGUGAGCAGGGAACUGCCCUUUCUGCCUGGCUAACUGUCUCUUUCAUCCUGCCUUCUUGUCGUUUGUUUCGAAGCACCUUGUCUCCACACUUCAUCCUCGCCCUGCCCGCACGCAGACACAGACACUUCCUGACGCACAAACAACAUACACAAACGCACCACUGGCUCAGCCGCGGACUGAACCAAAACCGCCGCCUGCUACAGCUGCACACACCGCCCCCGUCUCUUCACUACGUUUUCCAGCCCCCCACCAUAGCCGACUACAUUGAUUGAGAGUCAAUGAGAGGCACCCACGAACAUUCACCUGGUGCUACCCGACGGGCGAGCCAUUGAAACACGCGCAUACACAAGUCAGUCACAAAACAGGUAUGGAUGGCAUGAGGGUCAGGGUCCCUCUUGGUAUCCUUCGCUGCGUCUCGCCUCGGAGGUCCCCGUUGUGGUGCUCGUAGCGACUGACGACCGGCGUUCGGCGAUGCCCUUCAGUGUUGGCGUCAGGGGCGGAGUGACGGUGGUGGGUGUGGUGCCGCCGGUGCGGCUGCGGCGCAGGCGUCUCGUGCCCAGAAUCUGCGUGUAGCGCAUCCUCAGCCGCGUGCGGAGCUUGCGGAGGCUCGGCCGCUGGGCGACGCUGCCGCCCUCAUCGUCGGUGUCGAUGUCCUCCCCCAGGUUGGCCAU